AUGGUCAAACCAAACGAACGCCUUGCAACUGCUGAGCAUGAAUUUGAUUUACUUGAAAUGAUGCUCAUCCGAACGGCUGAUGAUGCUGUGAGAUGUCUCAAAUUACUAAAGAAAAACCUUUCGGACUAUGACAACCACCAUGGAAAUCACUUUACCAAUACGGCCAUAUCGUACAUGCGAAGCGAUAUGCGCGCAGCAAAAGACUCGGCAUCCAACUUGAAGCACUUGGCACAUCAGUACCGAGAAAACCCGCAACCAUCUGAAUUGGGCGUUAUGUCUGCACGCAGCAUGGGUGAUGUGGUUGCUAGAUCCAUGGACGCUCUCAUUACAACAGCUCGCAACUAUGACCAGAAGAAUGGACGAUCGAAAGGUGUUAAAGGCGUGAUUGACAAUGCCAGUGGCAAGAAUGAUCGGGAAAACCACGAGAAGGACGGAGGUCUGUUUGGUCAGGGCCAUAUAAACAGAAAUGAGAAACACGCUGGUCGUUUUGGCACGGGUGAUGAGCGACACAUGGAUGCUAACCACGGCAGUAGUCUGCUUGGAACACCGGACGUUGUCUACUAUCAUCAAGGUGGCAAUGACAUUCUGAGCAAUUCUGACACGGUUGAGCAGUUGGUCAAGACCACGGUGCAUGACAACUUUAGUGCCAAUGCACUGACCCAUCAAGUUGCAAAUGCUGAGAAGUCGCUGUCGCCUUCAUUCGUGGAACGCGUGAAGGAGGUGGUCCACGAGGUGAAAGAUAAGCUGAAAGGCGACAAGGCGAGUCCGACGCACAACGUUCACUACGCUCACCAGGGUAAUGAGCAUGUUGUGAUUCCAUAA
Molecule: messenger RNA, 822 nt
Organism: Peronospora belbahrii
Lineage: Eukaryota; Oomycota; Peronosporomycetes; Peronosporales; Peronosporaceae
Source: the annotation of a GenBank genome assembly